AUGGGCCCCUGUAACCGCCUCCUCAUGCUGCUGCCAGGCCCGUAAAUCUGCCAUGGGCCCCCCAUACCGACUCCCAUCCUCAUGCUGCUGCCAGGCCCGUAAUACACUGCCAUGGGCCCCUGUACCGCCUCCUCAUGCUGCUGCCUAGGUCCAGAGUGUGUCAUGGGUCCCUGUACGGCCUCCCAUUGCUGCGUCUCUAUCGCCACACUCUUCCAUGUGCCACUUUCAGGUCUCCUCACACUGCACUGCGGUGGUUUCCAUUUUGUCAUAGGGUGCUGUAUGGCCUCCCAUUGCUGCUGCCUCCACCGCCACACUGUGGCUACCACACUCUGGUUUUGGCCCCCGUGACUGCCCAAAUGAGUGAAGUAUGCGUGAUUCUAAAUCGACGGCACUCAUCUGCAUGUCAUACUGAACUGACAGUAUUAUUUCUACCAUCUUCCCCAACAGACUCCAACAAGCCAAUUUAAAUUAAAAGGUACAGUGUUCAGCACUAAU
Staurois parvus is the source of this 495-nucleotide messenger RNA. NCBI's taxonomy places the organism in Eukaryota, Metazoa, Chordata, Amphibia, Anura, Ranidae. The record is from the annotation of a GenBank genome assembly.